Molecule: messenger RNA, 1047 nt
Organism: Dictyostelium purpureum
Lineage: Eukaryota; Evosea; Eumycetozoa; Dictyosteliales; Dictyosteliaceae
Exons: 3
Source: RefSeq, a predicted model, not a curated record
AUGGAUGUAUUAUUUUUUAAAGUUUGGAAAAAUAUAUUUUUAAAAAGACUAAUAUAUUUACACUUAAAAAGAUUUAUUGGUCCAAACCAAAAAUUUAAUAGCAGAGAUCAAAAUAUCAGUCACCCAGAUAGUUACUAUUUUACAAAUGUUACUUUAAAUUAUAAUGAAAUUAAUUUAAAUUAUUUAUGGGACUCGAUCAAAGUUUUAUCAUUUGGUCAUUCUUUUGAUAGAGAGAUUAAAGCUGGCUUUUUACCACCCUCGAUCAAAACAUUAACAUUUGGUAACAAAUUUAAUAGAGCUUUCAAAGAGGGUAGUAUACCAGAGUCUGUCGAAACACUUUCUUUUGGCCAUGACUUUAAUACUCUACUUAAACCGGGUGAUGUUCCGCGACUGGUCAAAAGGUUAACGUUUGGUGAAAGCUUUAAUAAAAUUAUAAAUGAAGGUGUGCUUCCGCAGUCCAUUACAUCACUUACAUUUGGUUCUGAUUUCAAUCAACCUCUUAGUCAGGGCUCUAUACCACCUUCGGUCGAAAAACUUACUUUUGGAUACCACUUUAAUCAGAAACUUCAACCAGGCCAUAUUCUACCAUCAACCUCAAACAAGGUGAUAAUCCGGUAUCGUUCAAAAAUUAAUAUUCGUUUUCGUAAUUUAAUUAUACCACAAUCACUCACCUAUUUAAAUUUUGGGCAAGCAUAUAAAAAAUUUGUUGAUGUACCACUAAAACAUACCAAUAUAAAGACAUUGGUUUUUGGUGACGCUUUUAAUCAAGAACUAAAUGAAAAUCUAGUACCUUCAAAUCUUACAUCUCUAAUAUUUGGUGAUAAAUUUGAUAUGGUUAUAUCAAGUUCGGUUUUGCCUUCAUCUUUAAAACUCCUCAUAUUUGGUAAAUCUUUUAAUAAACCCAUAAUACCACAUUCACUUCCAGAAUCUUUAAAAACACUCCGAUUUGGCGAUCGUUAUAACAAAAUGUUUCUUCCUGGAUCCUUGCCCUCAUCAAUUACAGAUCUUACUCUAGGUAAAAAUUUCAAAUUCCCUGUAUGCUAUCAA